Messenger RNA from Chinchilla lanigera (long-tailed chinchilla), 5534 nucleotides. RefSeq names its product leucine rich repeat (in FLII) interacting protein 1 (gene Lrrfip1). The coding region runs from base 575 to 4108 and encodes 1177 amino acids. Gene Ontology annotation, molecular function: RNA polymerase II cis-regulatory region sequence-specific DNA binding; DNA-binding transcription factor activity, RNA polymerase II-specific. Gene Ontology annotation, biological process: regulation of transcription by RNA polymerase II. Lineage: Eukaryota; Metazoa; Chordata; Mammalia; Rodentia; Chinchillidae. The transcript is spliced from 21 exons. The record is from RefSeq and is a predicted model, not a curated record.
AGCCCAGGCUGACCUCCAACUUGCAGCAAGCCUCCUGCCUCAGCCUCCAAAGUGGUGGGAUUUCAGGCACAUGCCCCCCAUCUGGCCUCACGGAAGUACUGCUGAGAGUCACUUCGUGUCAGAUUAUUUGAGGGGUGGUUUGAACUGUUAACAUGGUCCUCUGACAUUCUGCCCUUACAACACCGCUGAGCAAGGAUGGUGGGCCUUUCCGUUAGAGGAGAGAAACUUCAUUUUUGGAACAUGUGCAAGACAUGGGGGCUCCUGAAAGCCGGCUCUGUCCCGGAAGGGGGCAGGUUGGGGUCUGAGGACUGGGUGGGUAGGCUGGAGCUAUCCAGCUAUCCAGCUAUCCAGACCCCUCUGCCCAGUCCUGGAGGGAGGGAGUCCCCUGUCUGGACAGCAGCAGCUGACUGCCCACGCUCAGUCCCGCGGGAGGGGAUGAGCAUGACUCAGCCGUUCCCGCCCUCCUCCUGCAGCAGGUCCUCACCGACGACCUGAAGGGUUAGACGCCAAAGUGACCCGAAGUUCCCACGAGGAACAGAGAGCGAGGAAGUCUGCCAACUCAGCUGGUUAACAAAUGCCCAGGGCAUUAACGAAGCCCACUUCGGUGUGUGCCCCUGCGCUGGGACCGGUCCCAGCCCCUUCCUCUCUGGCCCGUCCCCUGCUCUGCUUCCCGGCCACGAAGAAAUCAGCAGUUCGCUCCCCACGCCCCUCGGCCCAGACGUCCCCACCUGGGAGCCGGCCACAGACCGGACCCUCUGCAGCCGCGGGCCUAAUGAACCCGCCGGCCGGUAUGCUGCGUGCGCGCACUGUGUCUGUGGCCGAGAAGCCAAGAGACGCAGGGAGGAGCGGUACGGGCUCGGGAACUUCUCCAGAGUGGAUAAGUGGAAGCUGGCCGCGGCUCGGGUACGCAGUUUCUGGCAGCGGCGGGAACCUCGAGAGGGCAGCGGCCAGGCCUCCUGUGCCGUCACCUCGGCAGCAGCCAGCGAGGCCAGGGCCGAGAGGGGCGACGCCCUCGGCUGCCUCCACCCAGGGCCCGCCUGGCGGCCGGCAGGCAGAGGCCCGGCUUGCAGCGAAGCGCGCAGCCCGCGCUGAGGCCCGCGAGAUCCGCAUGAAGGAGCUGGAGCGGCAGCAGAAGGAGAUCUAUCAGGUUCAGAAGAAAUAUUAUGGGCUGGAUACUAAAUGGGGUGACAUCGAGCAGUGGAUGGAGGACAGCGAGCGCUACUCGCGCAGGUCCCGGAGACUCGCCUCGGCCUCGGACGAGGAUGAGCGCCUGUCAGUGGGUAGCAGAGGCAGCCUGCGGUCGCAGCCUGACCCAGAGUCCGGGGGUCCCUACGCCUGGAGUAAUGGUUAUGAUGGAGAGUUGUCCGGACCGCAGCCGGUGAGCAGAAGAUCCGGCAGGAACUCCAGCUACAGCGGAGACGGCAGAUUCUCCACGUUGUCAUCGCCCAGGGAGGAGAAGCUGCCCUCCUAUCUGUGCGGCGCGGCCCGGCCUGCAGGGAGUUACCGGGCAUCUGUCUUCCAAGAGAGCAGCAUCGACCUGGCUCGGCGGGGCAGCGCCUGCAGUUCCCUGGCUCCCGCGGAGUACAGCGGUCACCUCAACUCCAGCUCCCGCGCCUCCUCCAGGGCCAGCUCGGCGCGCGCCAGCCCGGUGGUUGAAGAAAGACCUGAAAAAGAUUUUAGUGAGAAGGGCUCCCGCAACAUGCCCAGUCUGUCCGCAGCCACCCUGGCCUCGCUCGGCGGCACCUCCUCCCGCAGGGGCAGCGGCGACACCUCCAUCUCCAUCGACACCGAGGCGUCCAUGAGGGAAAUUAAGGAGCUCAAUGAGUUAAAGGACCAGAUUCAGGACGUAGAAGGCAAAUACAUGCAGGGAUUGAAAGAGAUGAAGGACUCUCUAGCAGAAGUAGAAGAGAAAUACAAGAAGGCUAUGGUUUCCAAUGCUCAGCUAGACAAUGAGAAGACCAACUUCAUGUACCAGGUGGACACCCUCAAAGACGUGCUGCUGGAGCUGGAGGAAGAGCUGGCUGAGGCCCGGCGGCAGUGUGAGGACAAGAGCAAGGAGCUGGAGCGGGAGCGGCACGCGCACAGCGUCCUGCAGUUCCAGCUCGCCGAGGUGAAGGAGGCGCUGCGGCAGCGGGACGAGAUGCUGGAGGAAAUCCGCCAGCUACAGCAGAAACAGGCGAGUUAUAUCAGGGAGAUUUCUGAUCUUCAGGAAACGAUAGAGUGGAAAGACAAAAAGAUAGGGGCGUUAGAGAGGCAGAAAGAGUUCUUUGACUCUAUAAGGAGCGAACGCGAUGACCUUAGAGAAGAAAUAGUGAAGCUGAAAGAGGAAUCCAAGAAACACGGAAUAAUCCUAAAUUCAGAAGUAGCUACCAACGGAGAAACUUCAGACACACUAAAUAAUGUUGGGCACCCAGGCUCUACCAAGAUGACGACAGAAGAGAUAAAUGCCCUCAAGUCAUCCGGGGACGGGACACUAGGAAGAGCGAAAGAAGUGAAGGUGGAAAAUGAAAUUGUGGAGAAUGUGGGGAAAAGAGCAAUCUUGCAGAAUACUGAGCGAGAACAGCACAAAGAGGACACAGUACGGGAUGGUGUGGGCAUACAGGUGUCUCACCCCGGUGAAAGCGCUGAGGGCCAGACAGCCUUCGAAGACUUCACAAAUGCCGAAUGUAAGGAGCAAGUUCAAAGCCGAGGUCCAGAGAACUGUGAAACUCCAGGGCAGGUUGGGUCCCAGGAAGCCACAGUCAUGCCAGUCGAGGGGACUGAAGCGUCCCUGGGGCAGCCCAAGUGUCCAGAGGAUUUAGGUAGUGGAGCCCCUGGUCCCGGGCACAGCCAGGACGCUUGUCAUGCUUUGGGUGGCACAGAGCAGAGUGAAAAACCUGUGGAAAGGCAGGACCAAGAAAACCAAGGUUUGAAAACAGACGUAGAAGAGUUUCAUCCAAAACUGUGUGGGGGAUCUGCGCCUGUGCAAGGAGCCCAAGUGGAACGGAUGAGCUGUGCAGAUCCUGGGGGGCCAGGCGGGGACCACACAGAGGAGGAGCUAGAGGCAGGAGGAGGUGCAGCAGGGGCCCCUGAAAGUCACCCUGGGAAUCCUCCAGUGGGUGAGCUGGACUCCGGCACAGGGCACAGCUCAGAGAAGGCACUCACUGAGCAGGAAGCAGCUGAGCCUGGGGAGGCCCCUGCUCAGAGCGCAGAAGUAGGCAGAGAGGACAGUGUGGAGGACGAGGGAGACGUAGAAAAGAAGGAUGAGAAACUAGUCCAGACAGAAGCACAGACCGUUCCUGGGGCUCCCACAGCCCAGAACGGCCAAGAGGAAGCCCCAGGUCCUGGGAGGGCAGACACCGAUCGUGAGCCCAACGAAGGAAAGAGCAACCACCAGGCAGAGGCAUCAGAUUCAUCCCAGAAGAAGUCAAAGAGCAAGAAAAAGAAAAACAAGAAGAAAAAAUCACCUGCACCCAUAGAAAGCCUUGAAGAUGUCAAGAAAGAGCUGACCUAUCAGAACGCAGAGGAAGGAGAAGCUCAGGAAGAGUGCAGACAGUUUGCCAGCAAAAAACCCGCGGCAGAAGCUCAAGAGGAGGGGACCGACAACGCUCUGCAGAGCGUCGUGCCAGGAAGCGGUGAAGGUGAUGAUCGUCCUGAGGCCGAGGUGGAUGGAAAACUGAACCAAGAGGAUGAAGAUGUGGAAGCAGAGGGGGAGGGCGGGGCAGCUGCUGGGGACGCCGUGGAUUUUGCAGGCAGUUCUGCCCCGUCCCUAGGCACCAACGCUGGCGAGAAAGAGGGGGUAGAAGUUGUCACAAACAGCAGCAGCACUGAAACAGCUGGUGUCCCUCCAGAGGUGGAGGAUGCAGAGGGGACCGGGAGCUCUCUGCAGCACAACGCAGGCCCCUCAGGGGCCAUCGCCGACGCCUGUGAGACAGGAAGUCCUGAGAGCUGUGUGACGUCCCAGCAGCAGAGGCAGCCGGUCCUGGAAGCUGCAGGCAGCGGGAGCCUAGAAAAGGGUGAUUUGUCUGAGCCAACUGGAGAGCCGGGGGACUUGAGUGCAGAGAGCGGAGGCCGUGAAAAAGGAGGGAGCGAGAGGGGCAAAGGCAAGGAGGACUGCACCAUGUCCUAGGCGGGCAGGCAGGGCGCGAGCCGGGGCUCCUGGGACCAGGCACCCCGCACAGUGAGCCGCCGCCGCCGCCGCCACGCACCGACCUCCACCUCCACUGGGGCGGCUCGGCUCAAGGGACGUUCUGAGUCGGUGCAGACCGCUGUAGAGCAGUCGUGUCCGGGCUCUGCUGCUCCACGCUGCAGCCCGAUUCUCUUAGACUCAUGUGGAAUCAUCAAGACAUCACCCAGAUCAGAGGGAAAAUCACAUCUGUGUUCAGUGGAAGUUCGGAAUGAGAGCAUUCCCGGAGCACGGUACUGUCAGCCUGCUCAGUGUUCCAGCCGAUCCUCGCAUCUGCCCGAGGCCAAUAUGACUGUGGGUACUCUUGACCAAAUUCAUCAGCACCUAAUCGAGAUGACCAAACAGCGUUCUGAGAUCUCUGCCUUAGGAAGAUAGCGGAUAUUUAAACUAGUAUGUCUCACUCAAGUAUAUGUACUUUCAUAGCUGCUUUUACAGUGUAUGUUAUAACCUGUCUGGUGUUUUAUUUAAAGGAGAUGAAUGGUCAAAUAGCCUAUAGGUCACCGAGUGAUAAGAUUUGCACCUUUAGGACAAUAAUUAUCAUUUUAGGGAUAACAAGUAAGUAUCUGAAAGCACUAGAGAGAUCUUAUUUGCCUUUACCUCGUUGAAGUAUUUUUCUUCACACUGAUACUUUCAGAUCGCAUAUCAAUGAUACCUGCAUUUAUUUUGUAAAAGAUGUUUACUUCAUACUGAUGAUGUACCAAAUUCAUUUUAUACAAAGAAUUUCAAAAAUAUUUUUUUGGAAUGUUUUUCUAGAGUUGACAUGUUGAAAUUGCAUUUCCUACUGUAGUGUUUUGGUGGGGGAAUCAUCACAAUUUUUUUAAACCUUGAAAUUGCUACUGUUUGUUUGAAUGUCUUGUUAGUCAAAAGAACAAUACAAAAGUUACUUAUUGUUGUGGAAACUACUCAUUAGUCUAUAAUUGGAUAUUUUAUUUUUAUUGUAGGGGAAUAGUUUAACAGAAUCACUUUUGUUUUGGUAUAAAUAUAUUUGUUAUUUCUCAGUAUAUUGAUUGAAAAUUUCUUGUCUCGAUCUGCUAAAGGAAUAUAUAUUUUCUAUAUAAAGGAGCUUUAAAAAUAAUUGUAAAAGUUAAAUAAAAAGUAACGAUAAGAUAUAUAAUCCAAGAGAAUGUACAUCAUGAGUACUGGCGACACUUGAUCAGUUGAUGCUAAUUCGUAUCUCUGUUACAAGAUGUAAUUGAGGGCCGGGAUGCAGUGGCUCAGCGCCUGUCUGCCAAGCACUAAGUCCUGAGUUCAGUUUCCGGUACCGGAAAAAAAAAAAGAUGUAAUUCAGUGCAGAAAGACCAAACCCUCAGUAAAAUCUGAGGCACACCUAAGUGUUACAGAACUGAAAUAAAAGCAUUUUGUAAUUGCA